Messenger RNA from Gadus chalcogrammus (walleye pollock), 1027 nucleotides. RefSeq names its product alkaline ceramidase 1 (gene acer1). The transcript is spliced from 7 exons. Gene Ontology annotation, molecular function: hydrolase activity, acting on carbon-nitrogen (but not peptide) bonds, in linear amides. Bases 1 to 828 code for a protein of 275 amino acids. Gene Ontology annotation, biological process: ceramide metabolic process. Lineage: Eukaryota; Metazoa; Chordata; Actinopteri; Gadiformes; Gadidae. Gene Ontology annotation, cellular component: membrane. The record is from RefSeq and is a predicted model, not a curated record.
AUGGAAGGGUCCCCCUGGAGUGAGAGGGUGUCUGGAGUGUUUGCCUAUGAGAGUUCAAAGGUCGACUGGUGUGAGGAGAACUACAGGCACUCUGAACAUGUGGUUGAGUACUUUAACACGGUGAGCAACCUGAUCUUCUUCAUCAUAUCUCCCAUGAUGCUGUACCUGCUGCACCCCUACGCGAGAGAGAGGCACCUGGCCGUUCACCUGGUGUGGCUCAUGAUGGUCUUCGUCGGAGUGUUCUCGCUCUACUUCCACAUGACUCUGAGCUUCCUGGGCCAGAUGCUGGACGAGCUGUCCAUCCUGUGGGUGCUGGCUCUGGGCUACGCCCUCUGGUUCCCUCGCAGGCGCUUCCCCUCCUUCAUCAAGGACAGAAGGAGCUUUGGGAGGUUGGUCCUGAUUAUCACGGCCCUCACCACAGUGUCGUCCUUCGUCAAGCCUACCGCCAAUGCCUACGUCCUCAACGUCUUUGGCCUCCAGCUGCUCUAUGUACUGCGGAUGGAAAUGAAACACUGUACGGACCCCAAGGCGCUGAGUCUGGCCAAGAGGAUGGUGGCUCUGUGGGUGCUGGCCAUCGCCUGCUGGAUCAGCGACCGCUUCGGCUGUGCCUUCUGGCAGGAGCUCAACUUCUGCUACCUGCACGGGAUCUGGCACAUCCUGAUUGUGAUGGCUGUGGCCUACGGCACGACCCUCAUCGCCUUCCUAGACGCCAGCUAUGAGAUUCCCUAUUCCCUUCCUGGAAUACAGUACUGGCCAUGUGACCAGUGGGAAGUCGGAUUGCCCCACAUUGUACUAAAAGGCAACACCAAGUUGAGGAAAGAAUGCUAGCGAACCAAAUCUAAAAGAAGAAAAUGAGCUGCUGGAAAAACCUCAUGCAUUUUCCGUCAUUUUUCCCAGUAUGUAACUGUUAUUAAAGGUGCUAUUGGUACAGUACUCUAUGGUACAGUACUCUAUGGUACAGUACUCUAUUGGUAUCGUACUCUAUUGGUACAGUACUCUAUGGUACAGUACUCUAUGGUACAGUACU